Messenger RNA from Cryptomeria japonica (Japanese cedar), 435 nucleotides. Its product is annotated as peroxidase 4-like. Gene Ontology annotation, biological process: response to oxidative stress. NCBI's taxonomy places the organism in Eukaryota, Viridiplantae, Streptophyta, Pinopsida, Cupressales, Cupressaceae. Gene Ontology annotation, molecular function: peroxidase activity; heme binding. The coding region runs from base 1 to 435 and encodes 144 amino acids. The transcript has 2 exons. The record is from RefSeq and is a predicted model, not a curated record. Gene Ontology annotation, cellular component: plant-type cell wall; plasmodesma.
AUGAGGAAUUUCAAGUAUGUGAAUACAAUCAAGAGUGCACUUGAGGAGGUGUGCCCUGGAGUUGUCUCCUGUGCUGACAUUGUUGCUCUUUCUGCAAGAGAUGGAGUUGUCAUGUUAGGAGGGCCUCGUGUAGAAUUGAAAACAGGGAGGAGAGACAGUAAGAAGAGCAGCGCAGCAGUGGUGGACAAAUACAGAGACAACAUUCAUUUGAAUAUAGACACUGCCAAAUUAAGGGAUGGCACUAAAAGCUUUCAAUCUUCUGCAGCUCUGCAUGUCUCAUGCAAGAGCAGCACUCAAGAGCCGGCGUUUACAGAGACCGGUGGUGUUAACCACCAUGAGUUUUCUGGGUCAGAUCAGGUUCAUCGUAUGGUUGUUGAAGAGCAUUUGGAUUAUCAGGACCCUGGUGCAAAUAACCCUCCACCACAUGCACUUUAA